This is a messenger RNA of Ochotona curzoniae (black-lipped pika), 909 nucleotides long. RefSeq names its product MCTS1 re-initiation and release factor (gene MCTS1). Gene Ontology annotation, biological process: formation of translation preinitiation complex. The coding region runs from base 241 to 786 and encodes 181 amino acids. Gene Ontology annotation, molecular function: RNA binding. Lineage: Eukaryota; Metazoa; Chordata; Mammalia; Lagomorpha; Ochotonidae. The transcript is spliced from 6 exons. The record is from RefSeq and is a predicted model, not a curated record.
GAGGAACCGGACGCCCUUAAGGAGCCGGCCGCAGGGCCGACGUGGAACUCCGAGAAGCGGAAGUGGUCAGGUGUCGGGUGCCGUAAAGCGCGCCUGGCUUUCCGGCCUUCCGGGUAACGCCGAGCGCGCCGAGUACCAGUACCGGCGUUCCUCGUGUGCGGGAAUCGGCCGGACCCUUGCUAAUUUCAUUUCUUUCGCAUUCCAGGCCCUUCCCUGUCGUCGUACCGUCCGCCUGGGAUCAUGUUUAAGAAAUUUGAUGAAAAAGAAAAUGUGUCCAACUGCAUCCAGCUGAAAACCUCAGUUAUUAAGGGGAUUAAGAACCAAUUGCUGGAGCAGUUUCCAGGUAUCGAACCAUGGCUUAAUCAGAUCAUGCCUAAGAAAGAUCCUGUCAAAAUUGUGCGGUGCCAUGAACAUAUAGAAAUCCUUACAGUAAAUGGAGAAUUACUCUUUUUUAGACAAAGAGAAGGACCUUUUUAUCCAACGCUAAGGUUACUUCACAAAUAUCCUUUUAUCCUGCCACACCAGCAGGUUGAUAAAGGCGCCAUCAAAUUUGUACUCAGUGGAGCAAAUAUCAUGUGUCCAGGCUUAACUUCUCCAGGAGCCAAGCUUUACUCUGCAGCGGUAGAUACCAUUGUUGCAAUUAUGGCUGAAGGAAAGCAGCAUGCUCUGUGUGUUGGAGUCAUGAAGAUGUCCGCAGAAGACAUUGAGAAAGUCAACAAAGGAAUUGGCAUCGAAAAUAUCCAUUAUUUAAAUGAUGGACUAUGGCAUAUGAAGACAUAUAAAUAAGCCUCAGAAGGAAUGCAGUUGUGCUCAGUAUGGCUACUGUGCUGUAUCUUUGCUUGUAUGUGUGUGUGACAGCAUGAAGACAAUGUCUCUGUGGCUAUGCUGAAUAAAUUCUCCAGAUGCUUA